Molecule: messenger RNA, 1248 nt
Organism: Rhea pennata
Lineage: Eukaryota; Metazoa; Chordata; Aves; Rheiformes; Rheidae
Gene: IQCG
Product: IQ motif containing G
Exons: 10
Coding region: 46-1227 (393 amino acids)
Biological process (GO): cilium organization; sperm axoneme assembly
Cellular component (GO): cytoplasm; sperm flagellum
Molecular function (GO): protein binding
Source: RefSeq, a predicted model, not a curated record
GACGGCGCGGGCCGGGAGCCCCGCGAGAACACAGAGACUAAAGAAAUGGAAAGAUUCACUCAUCUGGAAGCUCUGCGGUUUACUGCUGUACUGGAGAAUUGUGUGGAUCAGCUCUCUAUUCUUGGAUAUAUCAUGCCAGUUCCAUAUGAGGGCAGGGCAGACAUCAGCCAUACUGACAGCCAGGAAAUAAAGGAAAUCAUAGAAACCCAGAAGGAGCUGGACAUUAAGUAUCAGGAACUUGUCUGCGGGGAAGCAGUUACCUCCAAGUCCCUGAAAAACAGUGAACUCCAGCAGCAGCUGCAGAAAAUCAGGGAUCUAGAAAGGCCCCAUCAUCUUUUCAACAGGACCAUGAAACACAGAACUGUAUCUGCAGAUAACCUCAGAAAAGUUCAGGCCGACAGGCAGUAUGCAAGCAAUGUAAUUACAAGCACUAUGAUAAAGAUGCAGGAAUCAGGAACAUUUAAUAGCUUAUCAGAAGCUAAUGAGAGAGAGAAGGCAAAGAAGAGCAAGUUGCACGACAUCCUUAUCAGGGAGGAGGAAGGAAAGAAGGAGAUAAAGUCACUCCAGCAACAGCUGCAAGAUGUCAAGAAAGAAACAGAAAUGGAACUUCAGGAACGAAGUAAUAUAAUUGCCUUCCUCAGUGACCAGCUCCAAGAGGUGAAGGCCAAAACAGAGAUGGAGAGCAGCUAUGUGAAGAAAAACACGGAGCUGCAAGUCCAGCAAACCCAGAAGAAGUGCAGCAAUGCAGGGAAUGAGCUGGACAAGGAAACUGAGAAGCUGAGGAGCAAAACUGAUGAGGAGAUUAGAGUCCACAUGGAGAUUGAAAAUUUCCUCAGGCAACACCAGAUGAAGGUGGAAGAGAAGCUGGAAUACUGGAUGGACAAGUAUGAAAAGGACACAGAAGCUAAAGACCAAGAACUGAACACUCUAAAAGAAUCAAAGGCAAAUAACUUGGAAACGCUGCAGAGACUUGCCAGUGAGUGCCAGACAUUCGAGGAGGUCAUCAUCAAUGACCGGGUGGAAAAGGAGGCUGCAAGAAGACAACUUGAGCAGGAUGCCCUGGAGCUGAAGAGCAUCUUGAAGCUGCAGGCCUGGUGGAGAGGUACAAUGGUGCGCAGAAACCUUGGCUGCUACAAGGACCUCAAGGAGACUCUAGAGAGACAGCUGUCAAAGGAGAAAGUCAAAGGGAAAAAGGACAAAUACAAAGCAAAGAAAAAGAAGCGAUAAGUAAAGAAACCUGGCCUCAGA